AUGCAAUGUUUAGCGAUAAGGAGGAGACUGCACCCAAAGUGGGUUAUGUAUACUACCACGGGUGGAACCAUGUCUUUGUCUGUUCAGCUGUUCGAUCCUCUGGGAAGAAUAAACUUGGGAUGCCAUACGCCAUGUUAAGAUAAAGACGACUGUGUUUAACAUGCUUAAGCGGUUGGACAAAAUCCGGUUCCGGGGCCAGCGGACAGAUGUGUUUCUGGAUCUGGGCGACUCGCCCAACACAUCUGACACUGAAUGUAGCGAAGAGAUUCUGAUGAAGCCUCGGCCCUCACUUGAAAUGAAAGACACUGAAGAACUGCAAGACCCUGCUGGUCCAGGGACACUUACGAUGCCUGCCGCAGCCAUCCAGGACUACCAGAGGGCUGAGACAGAUCGACUCAACGACUUGAAAGGCCACCUGGAAAUUGCCUUACUGGAAAAGCACUUCCUACAGGAAGAGUUGAGAAAACUUCGGGAAGAAACAAACAUAGACACUCUGAAACAGGAUUUGGAGAAGGAGAGAUCGAAGAGGUUGGACUUGGAACAGAAACUGAACUUGGAUGUUCUCAAAAUGGGACCGGAAGAUUCCCCAUCACAGAGACCCAGAGAAACGCCUCCAACUGCCAACGGUACAGACAAGCAGAAGGAGACCAUGUACUCAUGGCUGCAGGCGUGGCUGUACAACCGGUUCGGAGCGUACAUCGGGGACUUCCGUUUCCAGCCGAAGGAGAACACGGUGGAGCCAGAGGAGCCGCUAAGCGCUAAGAGAUUGACUGAAAACAUGAGAAGACUCAAGCGAGGUGCCAAACCUGUCAUAAACUUUAAGAGGAACCUUUUUGCCUUAUCCAGCUGGCAGUCAGUGUAUACGUCAGCCUUCGCAUUCAUUAUCUAUAUGAAUGCAGCGUGGCACGGUUGGGCCAUCCCCAUGUUUAUCUUCCUAGCCAUUCUAAGGUUGUCCUUGAAUUACCUCAUUUCCAGAGGUUGGAGGAUCCAGUGGAGUAUUGUGCCUGGUGUCUCUGAACCUGUGGAACCAUCAAAAGAGGAUCUGACUGUUUCAGAGAAGUUCCAGUUAGUUCUUGAUGUAGCUCAAAAAGCACAGAAUCUUUUUGGAAAGAUGGCAGAUGUCUUGGAGAAAAUAAAGAACCUGUUCAUGUGGGUGCAUCCUGAGAUUACUCGGAAGCUUUACGUUGGUCUAUGGGUGGCCUUGAUCUGCUCCUGUCUCAUCCCCUACAAACUCAUGGGCUUUAUGAUCGGGUUGUAUGCAGGGAUCAAGUUCUUCCUAAUCGACUUCAUGUUUAGGAGCUGUCCCAAGCUAAGGGACAAGUAUGACACACCACACAUAAUCUGGACCAGCCUGCCCACUGACCCCCAGCUGAAGGAGCGCGGGGGUGCGACAUUGUCCAGACGGAUCCAUCCGACGGUAGCUCACGGCAGUCUAGGAACAGCCUUACCAUGUGGUAUCAGUCUAGAGGAACAGACUGGCAGAGCCUACAAUACUAAGAAGGGGGCUUUCCACGAGGUCUUCAAUCUUUCCGGGGAUGAGCGCCCCCUAGCAGUGUGUGAGAAUGGCUGGCGAUGCUGCUUGAUCAACAGGGACAGGAAGAGUCCCACAGACUACAUCCGUAAUGGUGUGCUUUUUGUCACUGAAAAUUACCUUUGCUUUGAAAGCUCAAGCUGCAGGUCAAAUUCCUCUAAAAAGAAUAAAGUCAUCAAACUGAUUGACAUCACUGAUAUUCAGAAGUACAAAGUCUUGUCUGUAUUACCUGGAUCUGGAAUGGGAAUCUCCAUAGCAACACCGUCCACCCAGAAGCCGUUGGUGUUUGGUGCCAUGAUCCACAGGGACGAGGCCUUUGAAGCCAUCUUCACACAGUACACGAAGAAAGUGACCAUGACCACAGCCACCAACCCUGAGACCUAACAUACAAAAAUGGCUGCCUUUACCAGGGAUGUCCUAUACUGACACAGCAAGUUCUCUAUGUAGUACACUGCUUCUGGCCAAUUAGUAUAUCUGCAAGUAUGUUAAGCUAGUGUCCAUGCCAAGGUGGUGGAUUCCUCCACCAAGCCACAUUAGGUUAGUAUGUGAGGAUGGUAUCCACUUGAUCUGAGGCCUGGUCCAUCACUAUAAAGCCCAAGAUCUUUGUAUCCUCUCGCUGAUAACCACAACUUCUCAUUAGGUCUAAGGGACUACAACUGGACCCGCACACCAUCGCAGCCUCCUACUGGUUCGGUCGAGGCUAUUGCAUCUGGGGAAGUACCCUUUUGAGCCAAGAGAGCACACUUGUCUUGAUUUGCUGUUGUUCUGUACUCGGGUAAUAGCUUUUCAAGUCUCUCUCUUUUGUUGUCAGUUUUUCUUUUGUACACGCGUGCGUAGUGUGCACAUGCGCGAGAAUGUGUGCUGCUAAAAAGCCUAUGUGUGUGUGUGUGUGUGUGGUGGGGGGGGUGAUCAUUUUAUGGUCAACACUGUUGUGCUGUUUCAGGAGGGGGCUGGAUCUCUUUGCCUAUCUGACAGGACUGCCUGGCACUCCCAUUUUGUGUAUCACACACAUUGAUGCUCUUUGCUCCACUUAAUGCUCUCCUUCAAUAGGAUGCAUUUGGUUUGAUAUAGAUAUCAUUGGUGGCCUUGGACAGGUCUUAACUCACAUUUUGUAAAGUGCACCAGAAACCACGUUUAUGAAUACCUCGAGCCUUCAUGUUUCUCAGUUAAUGAAAGUGCUUUAGAUAUCAUUUCUGCAAUAGCCUUUAGGUGUAAGUGUUUUAUUUAGCCUUUUUUUCUGAGAGAGGAGGAACGGAACGGGAGUCAUUUAAUGAUGAGCAGCCAAAAGCCUGAAGUUAUUGUAGUCGAUAUCUUUCUCGCACACAUUUUUGUCUCGGCAAAGAAAAGGUAUGGAUUUACAUGUCCAGGUUAAGGAGUUAUGAUGCAUUCAUAAGCACCGCAUAAACAUGACCUAAUGUCAACGUAGUCUUUCUGAAGCCUCAGGGUAUAUUUAUUAUGUAGAACAAUAUGUGUCUUGUUAUGUGUGACAUUCUACAUUACUAAUUGGUUCAGUAAAAACGAUAACUUAUGUAGGUUUUGUGGAAUGUUUAUGAAUGUACUGUAAGUACUUUAUUGGACAGAUUACAUGUAAAGCAAUUCCCAAAAAAUCAAUCUCCAAAAAAGCAGGAGCCUUUUCUACACUUCCUUGUUCCACCACUCUCAAUGCCUGACCUAAUUCUCUCACAGAUUUUAGGCCAGGAUUCAAACCAAUGCAGCACUGCACUUUCUACCGAUUCUGACGUGUAAAUUGCCAUUGGAUCACGCAUCACGAAACCACAUGUUCUUAAAAGUCGAGUGCAGUGCAAUGCUGGUUAUUUGUGUUAGUUUGAAUCCCGGACAAAAAAUGUUGGCAAUAAAGUUUUCUUUUUGGUUUUGACAGCAAACGGGAAUGGGGUUUAUAUUAAAAUGCUAGUAACCUUGUCAAGAGGUUCGGACCUCUUGGUGUAAUGGUUAAGGUGUUGGCUUGAAGGUCGCUGGACCCGGCUUUGAGUGCCGGUCGGGGCUACCCCCUGAAUUUGCUAUAUUGGUGUCAGAAGUGGGAUGGUGUCUGUGAGGCCAUCGGAGAGGCAUGUCCACCUGAGGGACUUGGUAUAGAGAAAGUAUGGGGGGGCACUCUCCCGAAGGAAGGGGGUAAUGUAGCGUCCUUAACCCAACACCUUGCGACCUCGUCAAGAUGUUCGGAGCUCUUGGCGUAACGGUUAAGGUGUUGGCUACAAUAUGUUCUAGUUGAGCACAUGCUAGGGAGGCUAACUGGACAUUUGCUUGAUGCCUUUUAGUCUACACCAAGUAAUUUAGGUAUCUCACUUGCCAAGCCCCUCAAAAAAGUUUGAUCUACUUAAGAAGCACAGAAUGUACUGUAUGUGUACCAAAUUUUUACUUUAUUUCACUGCUUGUCAUUUAGUUAUUUCACCCUAUAUCUGUAAUGUUUACAGAUGUUAGGUUCUGAACUCCACUGCUUUAAGUCAGUUUGAUUCCUUGUAAGACUAUGAGGUCAUGAAGACUGACCGGGUAUGUCUUGUGAUGGAGAACUUCUGAAUGCUGAUAAACCUGAGUGGUCACAUCUCAGCCAAUCAAAGACUUCCCCUGAGUUUAGCCACACUCUUUGCCAGUGGAUGAUGAAUUGAAAGGUGUCAAUUCGUGAAGUCAGUUGCUUCCAAAUCUGUUUGAAUCACCACUCGCUAAACAAUGUCAAUUUAUGGCAUGGCCGUCAACUUGAAGAUGGUACUAUAAUGAGGACUUUCCGUGUGUGUGUCCCAAACCAUCGAAGGUGUUGUAAAAAUGUUUUUUUUCUUUAAAGCCUCGCUAAUCAAUCAUGCCCUUCUUGAUCGAUCAUCCUUUUCGCCGCUUGCUAAUUCCCAGUAUGAUGGUAAUGGCUUCACCAAGUCCUAUGGUAGGUUUUUGUGCAGUUUCUGCCACACUGUAAUGCUCACCUACCAUGUCAUUUCACAAUAGUUAAGGAGGAUCAACACGGGACUGGAUACAUUUUCAGAGGAGGAUGGAUAUUGUCUCUAUGGUUCUGUGUCAGAGGGGCAGAGAUUGUUUCAACCACUGAGGCUUGCCAACUGAAAACUGCAGAAGUAAUCAUGUGGCCUCUGUGUUAAACAAGUACAGGGCCUUCAGAAAGUAUUCAUACCCCUUGAUUUAUUCCACAUUUUGUUGUGUUGCAGCCUGAAUUCAAAAUGGAAUUUAUUUUAUUUUUUUCUCUCACCCAUCUGCACACAAUACCCCAUAAAUGACAAAGUGAAAACAUGUUUUUAGAAAAUGUUGCAAAUGUAUUGAAAUGAAAUGCUGCUUUCCACACCUUGUUUGUGCAACAGUUGGCAAUUUUUAAAAGUUGUUUGUUUACCUAUCUACCAAUAAGUGCCCUUUGCGAGGCAUUUGAAAACCUCCCAGGUCUGAUGUCGAAUCUUUAUUUGAAAUUCACUGCUCGAAUGAGGGACCUGAGGCUUGCCCUAAACAAAGGGUUUGAAUACUUAUUGACCCAAGACAUUUCAGCUUUUCAUUUUUUAUUAAUAUGUAAAAAUGUCUAAAACGUUGACAUUAUGGAGUGUUGUGUGUAGGCCAGUGACAAAUCUAAAUUUGAUCCUUUUUAAAUUCAGGCUGUAACACAACAAAAUGUGGAAAAAGUCUAGGGGUGUGAAUACUUUAUUUAUUUGAAAUCAAAGUACUUGUUUGCUAAUUCAUUUUUCAUAAUACCUUCCCAAUCAAUAUGUAACUGUUUAGGAACGAUAACCAGUUACAUUAGGUGUGAAUACUUCUUUGUAAUCUGCUGUGUCCACUGCCUUUUACAAAAAAUUGUACAUAUGAAAUUAUGUAAUGAACACAUUUUAAAUCCCUAUAAAGUUUUUAAAGAAAAUUGUUUAUUGUAAAAUGUUAUGUACAUUUUCACUUAAUUAAGUAAACACAUUUUAAAGUAUGA
Molecule: messenger RNA, 5450 nt
Organism: Oncorhynchus masou masou (cherry salmon)
Lineage: Eukaryota; Metazoa; Chordata; Actinopteri; Salmoniformes; Salmonidae
Product: GRAM domain-containing protein 4-like
Exons: 19
Coding region: 161-1915 (584 amino acids)
Biological process (GO): apoptotic process; negative regulation of toll-like receptor 9 signaling pathway
Source: RefSeq, a predicted model, not a curated record